AUGACGUCUCGAGGAGCGCGCAGACUCAUCGGGCUGGCGUCGCUGACGCCACCCAACGCCUGGCUCGCCGCUCAACAGGGAGCUCAACGGGCGCGGUCGACGAUUGUUGGAUUGGUGAAUCUCCGGGGGUUGGGUGCGGCCCGGGACUUCCACACCCCGGUGCUCGCGGCGGGCAACCUGAGCCUGGAAGUCCCCGCGUUCUGCGUGUGGGGCGCUAAUACCGCGGUGGGCAAGACGCUGGUGUCCGCGGGGCUCGCGCGCAGCGCCCGCAGGCACGGCCUCCCGACCUUCUACCUCAAGCCCGUUCAGACCGGAUUCCCCGACGACUCGGACGCCUCCUUCGUCGCGGAGAAGGCCACGGGCGCGCGAGGUCAGGGACCCGGCAUGAGCACGAUGGGCCACCACGCCGCCACCGCCGCGGGCCGGGCGCAGGGCGGCACGAAUCUCCCCUUGACCGACGGGGGCGGACCCGCGGGCAACUUCUGGGCGCACACCGAGUACGCGUGGCGUCGAGCCGUCGGACCCCACGUCGCCGUCGCCGAGGAGGGACGCUUCGUAUCCGAUCGAGCGUUACUCGCGUCCGUCACCAACCAGCUCGCGCAGUUCGCGGACACCGUCGUGGGCCCCAACGAGCGCUCGGGGGGCGCCGGGAUCGCCUUCGUCGAAACCGCCGGGGGCGUGUGCUCGCCCGGUCCCAGCGGCACCCCGCAGUGCGACCUCCUUCGCCCGAUGCGAAUGCCGGCGAUCCUCGUCGGAGACGGAAAUUUGGGAGGUAUAUCCACCACGCUGGCGUCGCUCGACGUGCUGUCGAUGCGGGGGUACGACGUCGUCGCCGUCGUCGUCGCGGACGGCGGCGCGGGCUUGGGUAACUCCGACGCCAUCGACAGAUACGCGUCAACGUACCACGGGUGUCCCACGUUUCGGCUCCCGCGGGUCCCCGAGCGAAGGGUCGUCGGCGGCGGCGCGACCGCGGGCAGCGGCGAGGAGAUAUUCGAGUGGAUGGACGAGGGCGCCAAGACGUUCGACGCGCUGCUCGGGAGGCUGGUGCGAUGGCACGACGCGAGGAUCGCCAAGUUGCGAGGCGCGGCGGACGAGGCUCGCGAGAUUCUGUGGUGGCCGUUUACGCAGCACGACAUGGUUCCCAGGGAGAACGUGGCGGUCAUCGACAGCAGGAGCGGGGAGGACUUUGGGGUGUACGUCGAGGACGCGGAGGGCGCGGGGCCCGGGUCGGUGCAGCUCAGGUUCGACGGCGCCGCGAGCUGGUGGACGCAGGGCGUGAGUAAGGAGCUCCAGCACCGGCUGGUGAGAGCCGCCGCCGCCGCCGCGGGUCGAUGGGGGCACGUCAUGUUCCCCGAGAACGCCCACGAAGCGGCGUUGGACGCCGCUAGAGGUUUACUAAUCGGAGCCGGCAGGUCGUGGGCCACCAGGGUGUUCUACUCCGAUAACGGGUCAACCGCCAUGGAGGUUGCGGUGAAGAUGGCCAUUCGCGCGUUUUACGUUCGAAAGGGCCACGUGGAGGCUGGCUCCCCUUCCGCGAUCGAGACCGCGGACGCCCUUCCGCAGGUGCAGGUGCUCGCGCUGGACGGCAGCUACCACGGCGAUACCCUGGGCACGAUGGACAUGCAGGCGCCCAGCGUUUUCACCGGUCCGCUGCAGACGCCGUGGUACAAGCCUCGGGGUUUGUUCAUGAACCCGCCGACGCUUCAGCUGCGAAAGGGGCGAUGGGUGGUGACGCAGCCGCGGGGUGGGAUCAGGCCCGAGUUUGAGGGCGAGUCGUGGGGUUCGGACGAGGCGACGCGGGGCUGGGAAACCCGCGCGGAGGCUUUCGACUGGGCGACGAGAGACGGGAGCGAUCUCGCGAAGCGAUACCGAUUCGCCGUCGAGAAAAUCCUCGACGAAAACGCCGCCGACCCGACGGCGGCGCCGGUGGCGGCGCUCGUGAUGGAGUGCGUGCUGCACGGCGCGGGUGGGAUGGACCUCAUCGACCCGCUAUUCCAGCGCACGCUCAUCUUGGUGUGCAAGGAGCGGGGUUUGCCCGUGGUCCUCGACGAGGUCUUUGCCGGUAUCUGGCGAUUGGGAGCGGAGGGCGCGUGGGAGCUCCUCGGCGACGGCUGCGCCCCGGAUAUCUCCUGCUACGCCAAGCUACUCACCGGAGGGCUGGUCCCGCUGGCGAUCACCGCGAGCACCGAGGAUGUCUUUGACGCCUUCAGGGGACCGACCAAGACCCACGCGCUGCUGCACGGACACUCUUACACCGCCUAUCCCGUGGGUUGCGCCGUCGCCGCCGAGGCGAUGCGAAUAUAUCGCGACCCGGAGGCCAACCCGAACUUGAUCGUCGAGGGCGCCGAGCCGGUCGGUGGGUCGGGAUUCGAAAGCGGCGACCGCGGGGGCGGGCUUCGCAUCGACCGCGAGCGGCCGAGCGGACCCGUCGCGUCGAGUUCCGACCGCAAGCUCAGGCUGAGGGAGCUCUGGGACGAAACGGCGGUGCGAGAGAUUUCUCUCCUCCCAAACGUCGCCGGCGUGACCGCCAUCGGUUGCGUGCUCGCCGUCGAGGUCGACGACGGCGGCGGAGGAGGAUACAGCAGCGGCGCCGCGAAGGAGAUUGUGCUCAAGCUGAGGGCGCACUCCAUACAGGCCAGGCCGCUGGGUAACGUUCUGUACGUCAUGUGCGCGCCCACGACUGCACCCGAGAGGUGCGCCCAGAUUCUGCAGUCGGUGACGCGAGAGCUUCGCGCGAGCGCGAUGGACGACGACGACGACGCCUGGUGA
Molecule: messenger RNA, 2769 nt
Organism: Micromonas commoda
Lineage: Eukaryota; Viridiplantae; Chlorophyta; Mamiellophyceae; Mamiellales; Mamiellaceae
Exons: 1
Coding region: 1-2769 (922 amino acids)
Biological process (GO): biotin biosynthetic process
Cellular component (GO): mitochondrion
Molecular function (GO): dethiobiotin synthase activity; pyridoxal phosphate binding; S-adenosyl-L-methionine:8-amino-7-oxononanoate transaminase activity
Source: RefSeq, a predicted model, not a curated record